Lactuca virosa is the source of this 639-nucleotide messenger RNA. The record is from the annotation of a GenBank genome assembly. Lineage: Eukaryota; Viridiplantae; Streptophyta; Magnoliopsida; Asterales; Asteraceae.
AUGCCGUUUGGACUCAAAAACGCAGGUGCUACUUACCAGAGGCUCAUAGACAAAGGAUUCGCCGAUCAAAUCGGUAGGAACAUAGAAGUCUAUGUCGAUGACAUGGUAAUUAAGAGCGGCAAUGAAGAGGAACUACUUCACGAUGUGAAAGAAACUUUCCAGAUCAUAGCUAAAGCGAAGAUGAAGUUAAACCCAGCUAAGUGCACUUUCGGAGUUGAGGAAGGGCAAUUCCUUGGUUUACAACUUCACCUCUUUUCUCUUCCUCCAAUUACCUUUGUAACUUCUGAUGAAUAUGAGGCCCCGGUGGUGGCACUUUCAGAUGCAACAUCGAUGUCCGAUGUUGGUGAGAGUUAUGAGGAAUGGUUGCAGAGAGAAGAUCAUGUUGUGUAUUCUAGGGAUUUUCUUAAACAGCCUGUAACUCUCGCUGGUGGUGAUCAGAGGUCUUGUGAUGUGGGAAGUAAGUUUUUCCACACCAUAAAAGGGGUCAAACUGAUGUUGCGAUUGGCUCCACUUACACAGAUGAAACAUCUGGUGUUCUUAGAUCAACAAAGUCAAGUAAAUACUAUGCUGAAAAUGAUGUUGCCACUACAUGAGGGUGGGAAAGCACAAUCAUCAAAUGGUCAAAUUACAAACACAUGA